Messenger RNA from Rosa rugosa (rugosa rose), 1516 nucleotides. Its product is annotated as fructose-1,6-bisphosphatase, chloroplastic. Bases 53 to 1201 code for a protein of 382 amino acids. NCBI's taxonomy places the organism in Eukaryota, Viridiplantae, Streptophyta, Magnoliopsida, Rosales, Rosaceae. The record is from RefSeq and is a predicted model, not a curated record. The transcript is spliced from 3 exons. Gene Ontology annotation, biological process: sucrose biosynthetic process; fructose metabolic process; fructose 6-phosphate metabolic process. Gene Ontology annotation, cellular component: cytoplasm; cytosol. Gene Ontology annotation, molecular function: fructose 1,6-bisphosphate 1-phosphatase activity.
UAAUCAGUCCUUGAUACAUAAGAUAGAUAGUUGGAUAGAUAUAGUGAUUGAUAUGGCAUCAUCCACGAGUAGGAGUAUAGGCUUAUGCCCAUCUCCAAUCUUCCCACCAAAGCAUUAUUCCCACUUGUCCCGCCAAACAAUCAGAAUGGCAACUCCUCCUCCUCCUUAUGCGGUGGCUUCUUCAGGCAAAUCUAGUACUACUCUUACAGAGUACGUGGGUGAUGGAGGUGUCGGUGUGGGAGAUGAUCUUGUGCUGCUCUUCCAUCACAUAGAGUAUGCCUGCAAGAGAAUCGCAGCUCUUGUGGCCUCUCCUUAUAAUAAUUCAAGCCUUGCCAAACCCAUGUCUCUGCCCACUGCUACUGGGUCUGACCGAGAUGCACCCAAGCCCCUCGACAUUGUUUCGAAUGAAAUCAUCUUUUCAUCUCUUAGAAAUUCUGGAAAAGUAGCUGUCAUGGCUUCAGAAGAAGAUGAUACUCCAGUUUGGAUAUCUGAUGAUGGUCCGUACGUAGUGGUAACAGAUCCUCUAGACGGUUCACGAAACAUUGAAGCAUCCAUUCCCACCGGAACAAUCUUUGGGAUUUAUAAACGACUUGCAGAGCUCGAUCAUCUACCAAAGGAGGAGAAGGCUUUGCUGAAUUCACUCCAGGUUGGAACUAGGCUUGUAGCUGCUGGCUAUGUUCUUUAUUCAUCAGCCACAAUAUUCUGUACCAGCUUUGGUGCAGGAACACAUGCAUUUACGCUGGAUCAUUCAACAGGAGAUUUCAUUCUCACACACCCAAGUUUAACAAUUCCUCCUCGCGGACAAAUAUAUUCUGUAAAUGAUGCUCGAUACUUUGACUGGCCUGAAGGGUUAAGGAAGUAUAUAGACACUGUGAGACAAGGGAAAGGCAGAUACCCCAAGAAGUAUUCUGCCCGUUAUAUCUGUUCUUUGGUAGCUGAUUUUCAUCGAACUCUUCUGUAUGGUGGAGUUGCAAUGAAUCCAAGGGACCAUCUACGUCUUGUUUAUGAAGCUAACCCUCUUAGCUUCCUGGUGGAGCAAGCUGGGGGUAAGGGUUCUGAUGGUAAAAAUAGAAUUCUUUCAAUACAGCCAAUCAAGCUGCAUCAGAGGCUGCCCCUAUUUCUGGGAAGUCUAGAGGACAUGGAUGAGUUAGAGAGUUAUGGAGAUGUACAGCAGAAAGUGAACCCAGGAUAUGAGGUAUGAGUGGUCAUUAAGAAGCUAUUUUGACUCCUGAAACCCCUUAGAUCAAACCGUAUUAGUGAUGCUAUUCACUAUGUUCUCAGCUACUAGAUAAACAUGAAGAGUUUAGGGGGGUGAAACAUCAGGUCACCUGAAUCUGAUCAUGUAAAUAGUGCUAAACUCUGUAUGGUGUAUAUGUAAUUUCCUGUAAUUAGAUGCUCCUGUUUUUUAUGCAAUAAGUGGCAAAAUUUUGCCAUCUCUUGAUACCUGAAUAGUAUUGAUCAUCUAAUUGAACUGCUUCAGGCCAAAGCUAUUGGUGGUGAAGUAUUUGAUUUUUAA